AUGUCCUCUGAGCACUCCAAGAGUAGGAGCAGCAGCAGCAGCAAAAAAGACGCUGCGGAUAAGUAUGGUACUGUGCAGCCGCUUGCUUUGGCGGGAUAUACACAUCUGCGGCGUAUCUCCAGCAGCAACACGCAUGAGACGUUGGUAGCCCAAUCUCUACAUACAAAGGAACUUGCGCAUAUACGCGUGUUUGCAUUAGGGCGUUUGCGUAAAAACCCGCAACUUCGCGACUCUUUGGAGCGAUGGGCUCUCGUGGGGCGAACAGCGCGACACCCAAAUAUUGUGAAGGGGAUGUCUUCAUUUGUGAGUGCAUCCGAUCUUUUUCUUGUGGAGGAGCACUGCAUGGGUGGGGAAUUAUUUUCUGUUCUCGACGCCUAUUACCGCAGUGGAGCCACAAUACAAACGGAAAUGUUUCCAUGCAUUUCAUUAGAAUUUGUGCGGUGUGUAAUGCGGGAUGUCAUGAGUGCUGUAGAGUAUCUUCACACUACUUGCGGUGUGGUUCAUCGCGGUAUUAAACUCGAAAGUAUUUUUCUCGAUGCCAACAAUCGUGCCAAGUUGGGCCGAUUUGGUAUGUGUGCGGCUAUUCCAAACCGUGAGAGUAAUGACGGGAUGCUGCAGUUGUGCGUGGCCUCCAAACACUACGCCGCACCGGAGUUGGUGAUGGGUCAUCUAUACAAGGGGGAAUUAAUAGAUGUUUGGGCGGCGGGUGUUGUGCUAUUCGUGAUGUUGACAGGCCGGUUUCCAUUUACACAGGAAGAAGGAGAUGAGAAGAUGUUAUUUGAGCGUAUUUGCACGGCAGAUGAGGUGUUGUUGACACAUCCUGCACUUGCCGCAGUGUCAGAUCCUCUAGCGGUUGAUUUAGUGCGUAAUAUGUUGCGUGUGAAUCCACAGUGUAGACUUACAGUGAACGAAGUACUGCAACAUCCAUUUCUUUCUAUACCAUAG
Messenger RNA from Trypanosoma theileri, 945 nucleotides. RefSeq names its product serine/threonine protein kinase. The transcript has a single exon. The record is from RefSeq and is a predicted model, not a curated record. Gene Ontology annotation, biological process: protein phosphorylation; intracellular signal transduction. Gene Ontology annotation, molecular function: ATP binding; protein serine/threonine kinase activity. Lineage: Eukaryota; Euglenozoa; Kinetoplastea; Trypanosomatida; Trypanosomatidae. Bases 1 to 945 code for a protein of 314 amino acids.